Molecule: messenger RNA, 719 nt
Organism: Aspergillus japonicus CBS 114.51
Lineage: Eukaryota; Fungi; Ascomycota; Eurotiomycetes; Eurotiales; Aspergillaceae
Exons: 1
Coding region: 10-270 (86 amino acids)
Source: RefSeq, a predicted model, not a curated record
CUCCACGCCAUGUGCUGUGUGCUACGCUUCUUGCCCCAGAAUGUUGGGCCAUCUGACACACCCGGCUUGACCCAGGUUCAGGUUUUGUCUCGCGCGUCUCGGCCAGCCGAUGGAAUUGACCCACGGCUUCCUUCCAUGUCAGCCAUCCGGGCUGCAUGGCAUCCCUCCAAUCCUCGCCAUAGGACAGAUACCCUUAGCUUCUUGGGGCUAAACCACAUAUGCGUCCUCGCUCCGCCAGGGUUCAGGCGACGCCGCAACAGAAUGUAUUAAUUUUUCUGUUGCGCUAAUCACCUCGUCUACCAUAAUGGGUGGAGACCCUCUUCUCUCUCUCCCCCCUCCAUGGAAGGACAAGUCGGGUCGGAACAGCGCGCCCUAAGGUGUAGCGGUUGAAACCGGUCGUGAUGGCUUGUCUUUCGCUUGUCCAGGUUAUGGCGGAUGCUUGGUUGGGCCACUUACGUAGUGGCGAGCAUUCAAUUUAAUUUAUUUUUUUUUUCUCUCUAUCUUCGUCUCUCGUGGCCCCAUCCACUUCUCGCGCGCGCGUGGGUGAUGCUCUCCAGGCAGGACCCAGCAGUUUAAAUUCCCCGUCUUUUCCCCAGUUUUCUCCUCUGUUCGUUCGUUCCCCUGAUCGGUGGUGUCCCCUUCUUCCCUUUCCUAGAUAGACGGUGCUCAACACUCUCCCCCGUGUGUGGAGUCUAUCUUCCAUCAUGCAGAAGAUCGGC